Zonotrichia albicollis (white-throated sparrow) is the source of this 7718-nucleotide messenger RNA. The record is from RefSeq and is a predicted model, not a curated record. NCBI's taxonomy places the organism in Eukaryota, Metazoa, Chordata, Aves, Passeriformes, Passerellidae.
GUCAACUUUGUAGUGUGCCAACUGUUUGCCUUGCUUGCGGCUGUUUGGUUUCGAACAUACCUUCAUUCAAGCAAAACUAGCCCAUUUAUAAGACAUGUUGUUGCAACACUCUUGGGCCUUUAUCUUGCACUUUUUUGUUUUGGAUGGUAUGCCUUACAUUUUGUUAUACAAAGUGGAAUUUCCUACUAUAUCAUGAUCAUAACAGGAGUGGAAAAUAUGCACAAGUAUUGCUUUGUUUUCGCUUUAGGAUACCUCACUGUGUGCCAAAUUACUAGGGUCUAUAUCUUUGAUUAUGGACAGUAUUCUGCUGAUUUUUCUGGUCCAAUGAUGAUAAUUACACAGAAGAUCACUAGUUUGGCAUUUGAGAUUCAUGAUGGAAUGUUUCGAAAAAAUGAAGACUUGACUCCAUCCCAGAGGUGUUUAGCUGUAAGACGCAUGCCAAGUCUACUGGAGUAUUUAAGUUACAACUGUAAUUUCAUGGGUAUCCUGGCAGGCCCGUUAUGCUCUUACAAAGACUAUAUUACUUUCAUUGAAGGCAGAUCAUACCAACUGCAACAGUCUGAAGCAAAUGGGAAGGAAGAUACAAAGUAUGAACAAACGGAUCCUUCCCCAAAUAUAGCCGUGGCACAGAAGCUCUUGAUCUGUGGACUGUCCUUGCUCUUCCACAUGACUAUUACAAAAACUUUGCCUGUGGAAUACAACAUUGAUGAUAACUUCAGAGCUACAGCAUCAUGGCCUGUAAGGUUUUUCUACCUGUAUGUGUCUCUUAUGGCUGCCAGACCCAAGUAUUAUUUUGCAUGGACUUUAGCAGAUGCAAUUAAUAAUGCAGCGGGGUUUGGCUUUAGAGGCUAUGAUAAAAAUGGAGUUACGCGUUGGGAUCUAAUAUCAAAUCUGAGAAUCCAGCAAAUAGAGUUUUCCACAAGUUUCAAGAUGUUUCUUGAUAACUGGAAUAUCCAAACAGCUCUUUGGCUCAAAAGAGUGUGCUAUGAGCGAGCCACCUUCAGCCCAACGAUCCAAACCUUCAUUCUUUCUGCCAUCUGGCACGGGGUUUAUCCAGGAUAUUAUUUAACAUUUUUAACAGGAGUACUAAUGACACUAGCAGCGCGAGCUAUAAGAAACAAUAUCAGACACUAUUUUGUUCAAUCUGCUGCUGUUAAACUAUGUUAUGAUAUUGUAACAUGGAUGGCAACUCAAGCAGCAAUAAGUUACACAGUCGUGCCGUUUGUACUGCUCUCUGUGAAACCCUCUCUCACCUUUUACAGCUCCUGUUAUUUCUGUCUUCAUAUUGCCAGCAUCCUAGUGUUGUUGGUUUUUCCAUUGAAAAGAACUCAAAAAGGAAGUAAAAAGCAUGAAAGUGUCCAGCCUGUGUGGUCCAGAAAGCUAGAAGAAGAAAGUCUUUUGCAAAAGAACAAUUAUUCCACAACAAAUAAUAGUUUUAGUCAGAAUCAAGAAAUAACCUGCAGAUAUCAAGCAUUAAAACAGUGAUUGAGGAAAUACUAUGAUGAAUAUAUUUUGUAUGUUUUCAGAAACCCAUUUUUAGCACCUUUUAAAGGGGUUUGUAUUUGUUUGCAAAGAUAUUUAGUAAGAAAAGAAUGCAUUACUUAGGAAAAAUCACAAACAGUAGCAAGACUGGAAACAAAACAAAUUAACUCCUCCCAUGCCAUGUCCCUGUGGGUCACGCCUUAUAUGAAGAUAUUACCAUUACUUCAAUGGGCACUCAGGACUUGCAACGUAUGUCCAUGGGGUCAUAUGCGUGCCCUCUGCUGAAUGUACGUUGUGUAUCCCAAGGCACUGAUGGGGUGGAAUAAAAUUGUGUCAGUCUAGGAUUAACAAAUGGAAAUUAAUUUUCCAACUGAAUGACUUGCCUUAAACCCUCUAUUUACUGAAAUAUUGUUUCUAAGUGGGUAUUUCAAGUUUGAUUUUAUGUGGAAAGUAUUUCAAAUAUAUAACACUAUGUGCUAUAAAGAAGAUAAUGAAAGGAAAUGCAAAGUCACUAGAAGACUUUGCAGUCUUUCAAAGGGAAUUGCAAUAAGCAUCUCAGUAUUUGGAGGGUUUUCUUAUCUCAAACUAUUAGACUACAUUACUGAACUGUAAACAUUGAUGCCAAAUUAUAGUUAGGUUUCUUUAAUAAAGAGUAUAACUACUCUGAAUGGAUUAAAAUGGCCCUUCUGAACAGAUUAAAAACACCUGAAGAUUUACUUUUUCCAGGGUAAGCUGGUAGCUGAUAGCUCUAAUGUAGGUUUCUUUUACUUUAAAGUACCUAAAGUACUUUAUUUUAAAGUACCUAAAGUUUCUUUUACUUUUAAAGUACCUAAAUCCAAUAAUACACUGCCAAGUGGGCAUUGCAGCCAGAGGGGGAAAGGCAGCCACAAGGCACAGAAGACAAUGUACAAGCACUGGGAUUUCAAUGAAAGUGCAGUUUUGCCCUUAAAUACCAUAAAUACUUGUUCUAGAAUAGAACUGUUUUACCAAAAGUAAUUUUUAAUACUUAAAGUUAUUUUGAAUUUUCAGGCAUCAGUUAGUUGAUGAUGCCUUCAGUAUAAAAUAACAAAAUUACCUUGAAGCUCCAGCACGUGGGUAGUCAAACAUGAAAUGACUAUCACAACCAAUUUCUGUAUGCUUGAGAAUUGAUGAACCUUUAUCCAAAGAAGUGUGUGAAUUUGAGGAAAAGCUUUUUCUUUGAAUUAGAAUUUUAGAUACAAAUUUCAUGUCAUAUUUCUGGGUAACAUAAUGAAAGAAAGAAGUCCUUCAGAAUAUCUGACUGUCUGAAUUAUGGAAGUGUAAUUCCACAAAUCAAGGAAACAAUAUAGUGGUUAUAUCUAUUUCCAAUCAUUUAUUGUGAUGAUGGUUAGUGCUAGAGUACUACUGUUAAAGGGCUACAUUUUAAUUGCAUAUAUUCUGUAUUUUCAUAUAAUUUUUUUAAGUAAAUAUAAGAUGUUUAUCCAUGUGGGGUUUAUUCUUAAUUUAAACCAGAUACAAAAUAAUACUAGAGAAAAAUAAUGCAGUUGAUUGAUUAAUAACUAACAAAUGAUUAAGAAAAUUUUGUCAUAAUAUUUUGAAACCUAAAGUUUUAAUCAAAUAUCUAGCUCCUGUUGGAUGAGUAUUCUUACUGCCAGAAGUGCAAUGAUGGUCCUCAGCUUUGGGGAUAUUGCCACGCAAAAAUCAUCACAGUACGCCUUGAAGAACCAGACCCUAAGUUAGGUCAGAGUUGUUUCCUUGCUGUCAUAACUCUCUGGCCCUUGGCUCCUUGCCUAAAACUCCAGGAAGAAGAGAACAUAAGUUCCCAUAUAUAUGAAUUGGGCACUAAUUAAUCUACUGUGAAAGGGGGAACUGAAUAUGAAAUGAGAGUGGAUGAGUCUGUUUAGAUGAGGAGGGAUGUUCAUUUCAAUACAGCUGUUUCACUGACAGCUGUGUUAUCUUUAAAAUAAUCUCACUUCUAAAUCCUUACUUUGAUUGCCCAGGCAGACUUCCCCUUACACGGGGUUGUGGUUGUCAUAAACUUCUUUGACAUCAUUAUGGUUUUCUUUUUGUUAAUGAGUAAGGGCAUGGUAGUUUGAUCAUCCUUGUUAGAUACAGAAUCAGGAAAGACUUUUUUUGCAUUCUGCACUUGAAGGGACAUUUACAUAAAGGAACAAAUUAGAUUUGCACAUUUCUGGGUGGGUAAGUAGAAAUAGGGUUGAUUCUUUCAGCAUUUGUUACUCUUGAAUUUAAAUUCAUCUUGCUGGUGCAGUCUCCAAAUCUAUUUAAAAAAAACACUUUUGGAUGCCAGUACAAUGUGCUGUUUUCCUAUUUAUGUUCUCGUGCUCUUGAUUUACUGUUUUGGCAUGUGUGCCCAUGUGUGCUGUGGAGGCUUAGUAACUCUUCUUAAUGAAAUAUGCAAACAGUUGUAAAGGCUCCCAGAAAAUGAGGUUUAGGGUUGUGCAGACUGGUACUUUAACAUGAGUGAAUUCAGAGGUACAGUUUUGUUCAGAACUUCUGUAUGUUUUAUGUUGGGAGGUUGAAACAACUAAGAAAAUACAUUCAUACUUUCAUUGAGCACAGGUGGCGAAAUACAGGUUUCAAAAUUGGACACAACUUUUUUUCUUCAUGAUUUGAACUCAGUAAUUGCAACACAAGAAAAAUAUUACAAAUAAUUCAGCACAGAAUUUAAGUAUAGUGUCCUAGGAUUUACCCUUUAAAUGCCAUUGUUAAAUAUAAAAGUACUUUGACUAAAAAUCUGCUCUUCACAAGAAUGAAUUCUCUUGGGGACUAUGGAAAGACCUGUUUUAUUUUAAUGACAGCACCCUGAUUUUAGUCAGACUGGGGUUUUGAUAUUUCUUUCCCUCUGCUUUACUCAUUUUCUGCCUUGCUAUCACACUGGAUAUUUUUUAUCCAGUCAGUCAUAAAGUCAAGAGCAGCCAGCCCCAAUGCUUAGAUAAUUUUUAGGUUUUACACACAUCAUUUGAUAAUACUGAAUUUGAAAGGAUGGAAGUGAUUUUUAUUGUUCUUCCUAGCAAAAAUUGUGGAAAGUAUAUUUCCUGUAAAUGUUUUGGACAUGAAGGAAACAUGGUUUUAAAAGUAUUCUUUCACUUAUUAAAUAAUGUAUAUCCAAAAAGUAAAAGUGUUUCCUGUAUUCCAGAUCAGCACACUAUGAAAAGUAAAUGCAACAUAUCAUUCCUAAUUUUAUGGUGCUUUGCAAAUAUUUGCCUAUUGUGAACAGUUCAUUCAGGCACUUAAUGAGUUAGUGUUAGUUAGUAAAUGCAGUCACCCCAAUCAUAACUAUUUGCUUGCUUAACAUUUUUUAACUUAUAUGAUUCUGUAUGAAUAAGAGAGAUAUAUAUUACAUAUUUAAAUAAUACUUUCAGUGGUGCCCACUACUGUUGUAAUCAAAAAGGCUUUGUAGCUUUGCAGUUACAGAUAUGCCCUUCUUAUUCAGGAAACUUAUUCUUCCCUGGCCAUUCCUUAAGUUGACAUGUAGACAAGAUUUCAGUAAUUUGUGACAUUUGAAGAUGUAUUACAUGUAAAAAUAUUGGUGUGCAUUUCAAUAUGCUCUUGAUUACAAAUCACACUUUAGUGAGAAGACCAUGAAGAGACCUUGGUAUAUUCCCUGCUCUACACUGACAUAUGGUGUAAGUUUUACCAAUAUAGUAAAUUAUUUAUUAGAGAAAUUUUACACUUUAAGAACUUGUUCUGUUUCCCCCAGGGGAAUAAGUAAUAAUAUAAAUGCUAGGUUUGUAUGACAGGGUGCACACUAGGUAGUUUUGCCUCUCUUGAUGGCAUUGAUUUGGAUAGUGGUAAAAUGUCUUCUGAUGCAGAGGAGAUGGUUGAGAUCAUCACCUCCUAAUUCAUAUCAAAAGUAAUUUUAGCAAAAUCUAGGGGUUUUUUCUCUCAGAAGCUUUGCAAACAAGUUGUUGACAAUUUGUUUAAAUACAUGAUCAAAUGUGUCUUCGCGUUUGCAUAAAAAUGUGUAACUUGCUUAUAUGUAAACUUUCACAUGUUCAACUUUAUAAGUUGGCCUUGAAAGAUAAAGAAAUUUAAAAGCACAAGCUAUAUAAUUUAGGCUUUCAUUUCCCUUAUCUUUAAUUCUUUCACUUUGUAAUUCUCAUUGAAUUCUGAAAUCAGGUUUGAGAAUUUAAUUUUCUUUGAAAAUUUUGAAAUACUACCAUCUAUGUAGAAAAGUGAUCAGUGUUAGAAAAACAGAUGGAAAUAAAUUUAGGGUGUUUAAUAUGAUGCAGACUAUGUAUUAAAAAAAUACACAUUAGUUCUGUGCUGAUUCAUGACAGCAUUUCACUACAUAUUGACCUUUAUGUAUUUAUUUAGGUUCAGUAAUACUCUGAACUGCACUUGGUGUAUUUUUUAAUUUUCUUGUUUAAAAAUCAAUUGACAAUAAGCACUUCAGUAAGUAUUUAAAUGCUACUCUGAAUAAGUAAGCAGGCACUCUAGUGAACUGAGCCUACUCUCAUAAGAUUACCAGAUCUGUCUGCAUCUCAGCUAGUUUGCACUGUUUAUCUUCAUCCUCAGAGUCUUGGUGGGAAAGGAUGGCAGUGGAGAAGUCUCUGGUCAGAACAUGUCCCAUCUGUGACUGGAAGGGUUCCCACAGGAGCUAACCCUGUGUGCAGAGCUUGGCAGAGGUUGUGCUUGCUUGUGACCCAGGCUGCAGCUGCUCUGUACUACAUCUGGCUGGAUUUUUGACAUGUUUGCUGUCUUAAUCCAGACAUUUUGCAAACAUAAUGAAAUCCAGGCAUCCACAAAGUCACCCUGCAAAGUUACAAUUACAAAUACUGCAACACUUGUUUAUUAUGGUCAAAGCUAAAUGAAAAAAAAAAAAUUUCUUAAAACUUAUUUCAGAAUGGGCUUUUGGUAGGUUUUUUACAAAAUCUAACCAUCAAAUGUAUCCAUUUCCAUCACAUUAAAUAUUUAAACCACAGUUUUGCUCAGUUUAGGUAUACAAAUGUGCGAAAGCAAAUGUUGCCACUUGAUCAUCAUUUGUGCAUUAGCUGUGUGUCCAGUGACUUAGACCUGGUCUUGGUUGUAGAUGGUUUUAGAUUUCUGAACCCAUGUGCAUAUCCACAUAAACAUUGCAUAAAUUUUGAAUUGAAAAACUGUGUGACUUCAGACUGAGAUCUGAGGUAGGACUGCUUCUGGAGGAAGGGUUUUUGUCUUGCUAGUGACUCAGUCCAGCACCUUAUUCCAAACAAACCUCUUGGCAAAAGGGACCUCUGCACAAUCUUCUUCCGUCCUUUUGUUCUCUAAGGGGAGGUACCCCAGGCUGGAUUUUCAUUUAGGUUUCACUAUAAUAUGUCAUAUGAAUAGAUAGCUGGGGUCCAUGCUCUAGCCAGAUUAGACUUGAAAACUGGGACAGUGUAAUCUGAAACAAAAAAAUAAAGAAAAUGGGGUGCCUAGAGAUUGGUAAUCAGAAAAUGCAACACUACUUAUUAAAGGUGCAACAAUUACUACAAUAAGUUAAGGAGUAUUUGCCUAUGCAUCUUUUGCCUUUCUCUAUGUUUUUCAGUUUCUCUUUACAUCUUUUCUUUGUACCUCUUCUGUCCAGUGGUGUUGACUAUUUCUGUGGAGAAUCUGCUGAUGUGUCUUACUGUGACAAAGGUGUCAAAAUGCUACAAUAGUAAUUAGGUAGUUACUCUUAAAUCCCAGACCUCAGAUGUGUUCUAGAUCAGUUAGAAGAGAACAUUCAAAAUGUAUUGGAUGAAAAAUAGUGUAAGAUGGGUAAUAUAGAAUUAUUCAAAGAUGUUGUAAUAAGUUAUUCAAUUUAAGAAUUUAAAAUAUGGAACUUUAUUCUUUCCUGCCUUGGUUACACGUUCAAAGGAAUAGUUUUACCUCAAUGCAGAAGUAGUUAUGCCUCCAACCACCCGUAUGUUAAGGUGAGAGAACACCCCUAAAAGUGGAUAGCUACAGUAUUCCUAAAUCUGCCUUUCCUGGUUCAGAUUAUAAUACAUUGUCGGUGAAUUUCAUUUUUAUUAUUCCAAAAUAUAUAUUUUUUAAAAAGUGUUAUUUUUCAACAGAUCCAUAAACUAAGUGUUGGUGUAUGGUAAAAUUAAAAUACCACUGUUAGUUACACUGUGAUUGUGAUAUUUUAAUAAUUACUUAUUUCUAAUUUGUCUCAGCAGUGCUGCAGAAGCAGCAUGCUGUUAUGUUUUAAAGGUGUUUUUAACUUGCCUAUAAAUGUUCUUUUCUAAUUUGUGUCUUUAAAUCUGAUUAAACUGUAGUUUAAAAAAAGCAAA